GAGGACAGUAAACAGGUGCAUCGAGGCGGAGAAUGGGCAAUUCCUCCUUCCCAGGCAUGUCCCUUCUCUCUCCGUCCAUUCUGUAGUUGCAGGUCGAGAGAAGAGAAAGGGUCCCAUGAUCUCUGCCGGAGAUGCCGAGUUCCCGCGGGAUUACCACACGCUGGCUGGCGGCGGCCGCGGGGCCCGGCGGUUCCCCGACAACUCCAACGGGGGCUUCACGUCGUCCUCGCUGGACCGCCGGCACAACUCGGUGGCCGCCAAGAGCCUGGAGGCCUUGAACAGCAUCCACAAGGCGGACAUCGAGCGCCAGCGGGACGCCCUCAUGGAUCUCCAGAAGAACAAGUUCUCCAACAGCCCGGGCAGCAUGUCGCAGGGCUCCGGCGCCGCAGGACGACAGCAACAACCAAACUACUGGAGCUUCAAGACUCGCACCCCGCGUGUGACUCGACUCAGCCCGACACAGCCGGCUCUCGCUGACCAGGCCAGCAGGGUUUCCUUCGCCUCAGCUGAAAAUCUGGAGACCAUGUCGGAGCCCGAUAUCCCCAUCGGCUUUAACCGGAUGAACCGGCUUCGCCAGAGCCUGCCGCUGGCCCGCACGUCCAGCCAGGCCAAGCUGCGGGCGCCAGGGAUCUUGUUCCUGCAGCUUGGGGAGGAGACUCGCCGCGUGCACCUGACCCACGAGCUGACCAGCCUGGACACGCUGAGGGCGCUCAUCGUGCACAUGUUCCCCCAGAGGCUCACCAUGGCCAUGCUCAGGUCUCCCAACACGGCGCUGCUCAUCAAAGACGAGACGCGUAACGUCUUCUACGAGCUGGAGGACCCGCGGGACGUCCAGGACCGCUGCGUCAUCAAGAUCUACUGCAAAGAGCCGAUCUACGGCACCUACCCCGGACACCAGCACCCACACCUGGCCAACGGAGACCUCAGGAGGGAGAUGGUGUACGCACCUCAGGACUCGUCACCAAACCGCCGCCUCAGCAACCCGCCGAUGUCUUCCCAGCACUCCUCUUCCUCGGCCUCUCCUCAAGGCUCUCCGUCCCGCGCCCGCCUCCUCUACAGCGGCGGCCGGCCCUCUUCCUACGCCGGGCCGCCGCACCACACCCACUCCCUGCCCCACCCGCACCAACACUCCCAGUCCCACCACUCCUCCCCCCACCAGCAGCAGCAGCUCCACCAGCCCCACCAUGCCCAGCAGGCCUUCUGCGCCUCCUCCAGCGCCAUCCUGGAGCGCCGGGACGUGAAGCCGGACGAUGAGGUGGGCGGGUCCAGGACCAUGGUGCUGCUGCGGGGGGACGAGCGCGGCGGCGGGGGGAUCUACGCCGACCCCUACUCCCUGGGCCCCGACACCAGCCGGCUGAGUCUGGCCGGAGGUCCUCACUCCCCUCUGCCGGCCCGAGCCGACCCCUACGGCUCCUUGUACCGCCGUGGAGGAGGAGGAGGGGGAGGAGGAGGAGGAGGUGCUGGCUCGAUGCGCUCCCUCACCUCUUACUCAGCAGCAGCUCUGCAGGGGGAGCUGAUGGAGAGCGGCGCUCUCUACAGACCGGGCGGCCCGCUCUAUAACGACGCCUACGCCGCGUCGAUGCUGGCCAUGGGGCUGCGGGUGCCCCCCCCCUCUUCCCCGCAGAAGAUCCCCGACAUGAGGGAGUCGUACGGGGGCACCAUGCCGGGCCGGGGCUCCCCGGGGAGGCAGAGUCUGAGGAGGGACUCCGUGACCUCGUCCGUGUUCGGGGACAGCCCCAAAGCCAGGGGCCAGGGCUCGGGGCUGGGCCUCACCUCGGAGCAGCUCUGCCUGAUGGCCGGGCCCGGAGGGGAGGGGGGCGGCGGCGGGGGCUUCGGAUCGCCUCUGCUGGGGAACGAAACAGAGACCAGGGAGCGUAUGGAGGCCAUGGAGAAGCAGAUAGCCAGUCUGACCGGCCUGCUGCAGAGAGUACUGAGCAGAGCGCCUGAGGCUGAGAGCCCGGAGAAGAUUGAGUCAGCCAGCGACUGCUCAGGAACUGACACUCUGACCCCGUCGGCCCCUCUGGCCCUGAUGCCUCCUCCGCCCUCAGGGGCCAACCAGCCGGUCACCGUGUCCCGUCUGCAGAUGCAGCUCCACCUGCAGGGCCUGCAGCAGAACACCAACGCCCUGCGCAAACAACUGUCGCAGCUACGCAACAUGCAGCUGGAGAACCAGGACUCGGUGCUGUCCCUGCUGAGGCAGACGGAGUCGGAGCUGAGCCUCAUGAUGCUGGACGCCAUGCGCACGCAGGAGGACCCGCUCCAGAGACAGCGCCUCCUGGUGGAGGAGGAGAGACUCAAGUAUCUGAACCAGGAGGAGCUGCUCAUCCAGCAGCUGCAUGACCUGGAGAAGUCUGUGGAGGAGCUGCAGAGGAACUCCUCGGUGAACCACGGCCUGGUGACGGAGCAGGACGUGGAGCAGAAGAGCAAAGAGCUGAGGAUUCUGGGAGAGACGCUGACCGAGCUCAAGAACCAGUUCCCCAGCCUGCAGAGUAAGAUGCGUGUGGUUCUCCGUGUGGAGGUGGAGGCGGUGAAGUUCCUGAAGGAGGAGCCUCACCGUCUGGACGCUCUGCUGAAGCGCUGCAACACGAUGACGGACGCUCUGAGCACGCUGCGCAGUCUCUUGUAUCCCUCCUAUAUGUACAGACAAGUGACGGAGGGCGUGUGGAAGAGCCCCGAGGACCUCUCCGGCCAAUCACAGAAGAGAUCCGAGGACCUGGACAUCCUGAACAGCCCCCCCCUCAGCCUCAGCGACCUGAGCUCCAGCGCCGGCCUCGCCAACUGGAUGCCCGUGUCCUCCUCCGGGGACGGGGACGCCUCGGGCCCCGAGCAGGACGUCCAGCCCCCCAUGAGCUUCAGGAACCGGGUCUUGGACGAGCUGCCGAGUCGGCGUCCAGGAGACAAGUCCGUGUCGGCCGAAGUCAGACUGGCGGCGGAGCGGGACUGGGAGGAGAAGCGGGCCAGCCUGACCCAGUUCAGCGCCCAGGACAUCAACCGGCUGCUGGAGGAGACCCAGGCCGAGCUGAUGAAGGCCAUCCCGGACCUGGACUUCGCUGCCAGGCACAUCAACAAGCCCGCCGUGCCCCCCAAGCCCCAGAUCACCAUCCCGAUAACCUCCACCACGGCCACGUCUCCUGCAGCCGGGAGCACCGGGAGCUCGGCCACCACCACCUCCACCACCACGCCCAGCGGGGACCAGCAGCCCGGGAAGGUGCAGCUGGCAGCCCAGAAGCUGAACAGCAUGGAGGGGGCGGGCUCCCACCGAGGGUCGGUUGAUCUGAACGUGGCCAGGUACCGAACAGAGAAGCCCUCCAAGUCUCCGCCCCCUCCUCCGCCUCGCCGCAGCUUCCCGUCGGCUCACGGUCUCACCACCAACCGCACCGGAGACGUCAUCGUCACCAACAAGAACAUGAAGAUGGAGGAAGACGGCGAGCUUCCUAAGACUCUGGUGAAGCUGCGGCGGACGCCCUCCGACACACCGCGGCCCGCCUCCACGCCACCCGUCAUCGCUGCGUCCGCCAUCACGGACGAGGACGACGAGGAGCGGAUCAUCGCCGAGCUGGAGAUAUUUCAGAGAGCGUCUGUAACAGAUUGUAGCCGCGCCCCACCCGCCGUCUACGGCUCCCUGGGCAGAAAGAACAGCACCAACUCUCCGGGGCCGACGAAGGGCCCGACAGUGGCGGCCCGGCUCAAACACCUGCAGCAGGGCAGCCUGGAGAGGCCCAAGACCCGCAAGCAGAAAGAGGAUUUCCCCAAAGUCCAGGGCCAGCAGCAGGUAUUCCACUUCUAACCGUCCCCUGGCUGUCUCCAGAGGACCGUCCGUCCUGCCAGCAGCAGACACUCAGACAGACAGCAGAGGAACACGCUGCACAAACCUCAUUUACCAGUUCUUGAUGUGUGUUUUGACAUUUGAGUUACUGGAUCUAACCUAGCUUGCUUAGAGAUCAAGUUCUUGUCGUACGAGUCUGUCGAUGUUUUGAUUUCCUGAGGAAGGUCUUGGUGGUGCUUGUGACUGAUUCAACUAGCUUUAUUAUUCUAGAUUCAGAAACAAAUCCUCAUUCAGUAAUGCCACGGAAUGAUUUCAUAUAUUUCACCAUGAAUCCAGCCAUGUAGUCUCUCCCUGAGCCCUUACACACA
Molecule: messenger RNA, 4134 nt
Organism: Centropristis striata (black sea bass)
Lineage: Eukaryota; Metazoa; Chordata; Actinopteri; Perciformes; Serranidae
Gene: srcin1b
Product: SRC kinase signaling inhibitor 1b
Biological process (GO): regulation of dendritic spine morphogenesis
Cellular component (GO): cytoplasm; actin cytoskeleton; postsynaptic density
Source: RefSeq, a predicted model, not a curated record